Molecule: messenger RNA, 1052 nt
Organism: Paramecium octaurelia
Lineage: Eukaryota; Ciliophora; Oligohymenophorea; Peniculida; Parameciidae
Source: the annotation of a GenBank genome assembly
AUGAAUACUAGAGCUUAAAAGAAACAGUUUUUACCUUCCCAAAUUCCUACAGGUAUGAAACAUAAGAUAGUUUAAUGGAUAUAAUAAGCUAUUUUAUCUAUAUUUUAAAUUAUUUAUUUAUUAUUUAGAAUCAAAAACAAAGUCAGAAGAGCUGAUUGGCGAACCAGUCAUUACAAAAGUAAAUAUUGAUAAUGAGGAAUCUAAUAACAAGAUUACAAAUCUGAAUUUUAGAUUCAAUCCUGGUAUUAAAAAACUAUAAAUCACUAAAACAUAUCCUAAUGAGAAAAGUGGUAAUUGCAUUAAUAAAUGUCAGGUUUUAAGGCUCAAAAAACUAGGAAUAAGCCUAUUGUUUUGAACUUAUUAAAUUGUCUUAAAUAAGGUUAUGAUGGUAAACUCUAUGAUGUCAUGGAUGUAAACACUUAUAUUUAAUUGGUGAGUGACUAAUAAUAAUCGUAAAACAUUCCUAAAUCAUUAAAGUGUAAAUGUAACAAAUCAAUGUGUUUGAAACAAUAUUGUGAUUGCUUUGCGAAUGGCAAUAUGUGUACUGUCCAGUGUUAAUGCCAGGGGUGUCAUAAUACUGAAGAUUAUGUAGAGGAGAGAGAUGAAGCCAUAAAUAAAUUGAAAAUGUAAAAUUUAUCAAUUGAAGUAUUUAAUUAAUAAUAUUGAUAAGAAAGAAGUUCCUAUUGGAAUUAGUUGCAAAUGCAAAAAAUCGAAAUGCUUAAAACGAUAUUGCGAUUGUUUUCAGAACAAUUAGAAAUGUCAUGAAAGUUGUCUAUGCUCUAAUUGUUCAAAUUAACAGGAAAAAGUAGAACAGGGUGAUCAACGAUUAAUGAUGAAUUCCAUCUCAUAAUUUGAUGAAAAUAGCAGAUUGCCAAAGUCACCUUUAGUGUAUAACAGACAAGGGUUUUUCAGAAGAAAUGAUAGUAUGAACUUUUCAAAUUCUUUUGGAUACUCUAGAAGUAUAUAGAAUAAUUAACAUUAAUUAAUUAGGAAUGCUAGUACAACAUGAUGGACCAUACUUUUUAAAGUAAGACUCGUAAGGUUUUAAUUGA